Molecule: messenger RNA, 1525 nt
Organism: Oenanthe melanoleuca
Lineage: Eukaryota; Metazoa; Chordata; Aves; Passeriformes; Muscicapidae
Gene: SUGT1
Product: SGT1 homolog, MIS12 kinetochore complex assembly cochaperone
Exons: 13
Coding region: 90-1094 (334 amino acids)
Biological process (GO): protein stabilization
Molecular function (GO): protein-folding chaperone binding
Source: RefSeq, a predicted model, not a curated record
CGGCAGCCCUCGCGCGGCGCGGCCUGGCGCGGUGCGUGCGGCGCGGGCGCCUCGGCGGCUCCAGAAGUUUCCCAGGGGCGACGGCCGGCAUGGAGGAGGGGGCGGGAGCGGCGUCGGGAGCGGCCCCGCCGCGGUUCUCGGACGCGGACGUGGACCGGGACCCGGGGGCGGCGGCGCAGGAACUGACAACAGCUUUGGAAGAGAAUCCAGAUGAUGCCGAAUGUUAUUGUCAACGAGCUUAUGCUCAUAUUCUUCUACAGAAAUAUGCUGAUGCGGUUGCAGAUGCAAAAAAGUCUCUAGAACUCAACCCAAACAAUGCUGUAGCGCUCCUUAGAAAAGGGUUAGGUGAAUAUCAUAUCAAAAACUAUGCAUCUGCUUUAGAGUCUUUCAGAGAGGGACAGAGACUGGACAAUGUAGAUGAUACCUUUACUAUUUGGAUUAAAAGAUGUGAAGAAACACUAAAUGCCUCACAGACUGAUUUGAAUACACAGCAGCCCCUGCCACCAAAGAUCAAAUAUGACUGGUACCAGACAGAAUCUCAAGUAAUUGUGACCAUAAUGAUCAAGAACGCGCAGAAGGAUGAUGUCAGUGUGCAGUUUUUGGAGAGAAAGAUGAAUGCAUCAGUGAGACUUCCAUCAGGUGAAGACUUCAACUUAAAGCUUGAUCUUCUUCAUUCUAUAGUGCCAGAGCAAAGUACGUUUAAAGUGCUUUCGACAAAGGUUGAGAUAAAAAUGAAGAAGACAGAGGCUGUAAGAUGGGAGAAGCUGGAGGGCCAGGGAGAUUCUCCUAAAUUAAAGCAAUUUACACCAGAUACCCAGCACUUAUACCCAUCAUCGUCUCACUAUACAAGGAACUGGGACAAACUAGUAGUUGAAAUCAAAGAAGAGGAGAAAAAUGAGAAGUUAGAAGGAGAUGCUGCUUUAAAUAAACUCUUCCAGCAAAUCUAUUCAGAUGGUACAGAUGAAGUAAAACGUGCCAUGAACAAAUCGUUUAUGGAGUCUGGUGGCACAGUUCUGAGCACCAACUGGUCUGAUGUUGGUAAAAGGAAGGUAGAAGUAAAUCCUCCUGAUGACGUGGAAUGGAAAAAAUUCUAAUCCUAUUUCUGAUCCUUACCAUCUAUAUGUUGCCAUAGUCAUGUACUGACACCUAUGUAUGGACAUAGCAUUCUUGGAUUCAAAGCACUGAAUGUUCCCUUGAAAACAGGAAUUGUCUGUACAUUUUGCGUGCUUUAGAAAUUCCUUCAUCUGCAGAUCUUAAAGAUAUACUCAAGAGUGGAACCCUAUUUUUAUCAUCUCUGUCUUAAUUUCUGGGAAUUGGGUCCAUCAGUCCAAAUUUUCUACCACUUUUAUCAGCUCUGCUCUUUGGGAUAGGGUGAUCUCUAAUGGCUGGUCAGGAUUAUUGCCUUACACCUGGUAUUUCUGUUCAAUAACUUAUUAGAUCUUAGCAAUUUUGGGUAAAAACACUUUUCACAACAGUGUUAAAAUUGUUUGCUCCUUAACUCUGCUAAAUAAAACUGUAAAUACAA